UGAAAUUUACAUUGACAAGUGAGCCACUUUAAGAAGUGGCUUUCUGUGUAUUGUUUCUGGAAAAGUUAGUAUUUUCUUCUUUGUAUGAUUUGUAUGGUAUUUGCUCGGCCAAAGAUACAAAAGUACAAGAGGUGUCAACUGUCCAACGCAGCAGCAAACGUUUCAGUCACGUGCUUUCAUCAGUGCUAGACCACCUGUUCUACAGCACAACUCUCUCUCUGCUUUGAGUCAGGAUUUAUAAAGAGGAAUGGAUUGUGGAUGCAAACUCUGGAUCUUUGUUUGAAUCAUGUUUCUAAGGGAGGGCGUGUGCUUUCCAUUUGCUGGAGAAUGAGAUUCCAUUUGGAUUAACACAUCAGAGAGCUGACUGAACCAGUAAGAACCGGGCUGGUGUAAAACUGCUGGCAGAUCAGCCAAUCAAACCUCAGUAGUACAAUGCUGCCCCAUGCAAAAAGUGCUGUUUGAUAAUCAGGUGUGUCUAACAGGAAGAGCGAAGUAAAGUUUCUCACAGGUAAAGCUUAAGUUACCUCACGGACCUUUUUAAUAUGAUUCCAAUGAAUGUUUUCCAGAAAUGAAUGAAUCUCAGAAAAAAAAGAAUUUAUGGGAGGGAAAAACAAUGCUGGACUGAGAAGAAGAACAGAGAUUUGAGAGGUUAAAGAGGCUUAUUUACCUGCCAUUUGAGUAACUGCAGUAAGUGAAACUGAAACUUAAGCUACUGUAUUUAGCAGAAAUCAUUACUGAGCUCAGAACAGACUGAGACAGAAUGGCGUCUGGAUCUUCUCUCAUGGAAGAGGAGCUGUCCUGUCCUGUGUGCUCUGAAAUCUUCAGGGAUCCUGUUGUCCUGAGUUGCAGUCACAGCUUCUGUAAGGCCUGUCUGCAGAAGUACUGGGAACAGAAGGGAUCUCGGGAGUGCCCAGUUUGCAGGAGAAUAUCUUCUAUGGAUAUACCUCUCCCGAACCUGUCUCUGAGGAAUACCUGUGAGGCGUUCUUAAAGGAGAGAAGUCAGAGAGCUAAAGCAGGAUCUGAAGUGCUCUGCAGUUUGCACAGUGAGAAACUCAAACUCUUCUGUUUGGAGGAUCAAAUACCUGUCUGCCUUGUCUGCCAAACUUCAAGAAAACAUGCAAACCACGAACUGCUACCAGUUCAGGAGGCUGCAGAAGAGUAUAAGGAGAAACUCAGGUCUGCACUGGCUCCACUGCAGGAGAAGCUUAAAGCCUUUAAUGCAAUGAAACUAGUCUGUGAUCAAACAGCAGAGCACAUCAAGAGCCAGGCCCAGCACACAGAGAGACAGAUAAAGAUGGAGUUUGAGAAACUUCAGCAGUUCCUAAAAGAUGAAGAGGCAGCCAGGAUCACUGCACUGAGGGAGGAAAAGGAGCAUAAGAGUCAGAUGAUGAAGGAGAAGAUUAAGAAGAUGGCAGAACAGAUAUCAUCCCUUUCAGAACAAAUCAGAGCCAUAGAACAGGAGCUGGGAGCUGAAGACGUCUCAUUCCUGCAGCUUUAUCAAGCAGAAGAAUUGCAAGCCCAGUGCACACUGGCGGAUCCAGAGAAGGUCUCAGGAGCACUGAUUGAUGUGGCCAAGCACCUGGGCGAUCUGAAGUACAGAGUGUGGGAGAAGAUGCUGGGGACUGUUCAAUACACUCCUGUGACUCUGGACCCAAACACAGCAUAUCCCAGACUCUCACUGUCUGAGGAUCUGACCAGUGUGAGACGCAGUGGUGAGAGACAGCAGGUUCCUGAUAAUCCAGAGAGAUUUGAUGCAGGGCGGUGUGUGCUGGGCUCUGAGGGAUUCAGCUCAGGGAGACACUGCUGGGAUGUAGAAGUGGGGGGUGAGGACUGGGUGGUGGGUGUGGCUAAAGAGUCCUUCAGCAGAAAAGGGGAUAUGGAUUGGAGUCCAGCAGGAGGAGUGUGGGGUAUAGGGCUGGACAAUGGGACAUACAGAGCUCUCCCCUCCCCAUGUACAGCCCUCACUGUGCAGAGGAAACCCCAGAGGGUCAGAGUGCAGCUGGACUGGGACAGGGGGGAGGUGUCAUUCUCUGACCCCAGUGACAACACUCCUCUCUACACUUUUAAACACUCCUUCACUGAGAGAGUGUUUCCAUUCUUCUGGCCUGAUUCUCUGCUGAUCUGUCCUUUGAAGGUGUCUGUAAGAGUGGAAUAGUGCUGUGGUUUGUGGGCAAGGAUCAGGUGAACAGACUGCUUCUUUCGCUUUGACAAGAUUAAUGAGUAUAUUUGCAGAUAAUAUCUUUUACAAUAUUUUAUUGAAUCAUUUACAAAAUAUAGAUCCAUUUCUGCAGCAGUUCAUGAUGAAUGUAACUUUGAAAUCUCAUGAUGUUGCAGUAAAAAUCAGGUUAAAAGAACUGCAUUCCAUCACAUCUGAGCAGGAUUCAUUAAAAUAUUUGCCGGUCAAACAGCAUCAACAAAAUAUUAUUUUAUUUGAAACGUUCUGUAGUGUUUCCAUGAGAAGUGUCUAAUUUCUUUUCACAUAACUUCCCAAUGUUAUCACUGAGUAAUAACUGUGCUAUACGGUGGUAGUGUAAGUAUGUCGGUUUGUGUGUAAUCAGUUGAGGUGUAAUAAAUACACCAGUGGAAUCA
Anguilla rostrata (American eel) is the source of this 2589-nucleotide messenger RNA. Its product is annotated as E3 ubiquitin-protein ligase TRIM35-like. The record is from RefSeq and is a predicted model, not a curated record. Gene Ontology annotation, molecular function: zinc ion binding; ubiquitin protein ligase activity; protein binding. Gene Ontology annotation, biological process: protein ubiquitination. Bases 761 to 2155 code for a protein of 464 amino acids. The transcript is spliced from 6 exons. NCBI's taxonomy places the organism in Eukaryota, Metazoa, Chordata, Actinopteri, Anguilliformes, Anguillidae. Gene Ontology annotation, cellular component: cytoplasm.